UCAUAUAUUGUUAUAACAUAUGUCAUUCUAUCGUCAACAUUGGUGGGAUAUAUGUUUUAAAACGUUCGACAUGGCGAUUUUAUUAAAACUUCUUAUAUUGAUAAGCGUACCGGUAUUAAAUGUACUCGGUGUUUCUAAAAAGAAGGGAAUUGUUCAUAUGGUGGGAGACUGGAUGUGUGGCGACGACAAGGCCCUUGACAACAUAGCCUGGUGGUAUGACUAUUCACCAAAUCGUGAUUUCUUUACCUCAAGAAGCCAAUGCUCCCCAUUCAAAACCAGUAAGUUGUACAGCGACUCCUUCGUUCCAAUGGCUUGGGGCCUUUCUUCAAAACUUGUUCUUCAUAACAAUGAAAAGUACUGUCUGGCGUUCAAUGAGCCCAAUCAUAUCAGCCAAUCAGAUGUGACUGCACGAGAGGCAGCCGCAGCCUGGCCAGAACUGGAAAAGAGAUGCAAAGGUGCAAAACUGGUCAGUCCGUCGGCCUGUAUAUGUGGUGAAAUGUGUAACGAUAAACCCAUACAUUGGUUCGAUACAUUUUUUGAACUAUGUAAGGACUGUCGGGUUGACUAUAUUGCCACGCAUACUUUUUCAUGCAACGCCAAUAAAGUGAUGAAAUAUUUGGAGGACCUCUAUAAUAGAUACGGAAAACUGAUUUGGCUCACUGAAUUUACAUGCGGACAACUAGAUAACACAGAAAUCAUGAAGCUCUUUAUGAAGCAAAUUUUGCCGAGGCUUGAAGCUGCUCCAUAUAUUUUCAGAUUUGCUUGGUAUAAAGGGCGCGUAAUAACCAACCAUUACGUCAGAAAAGCCGCAAGCCUGCUCAAACAAGACAAACCUGAGCUAACAGAAUUAGGAAAGAUUUACAAUGACUAUGAUGGAGGACCUAUACCGCUAGAUGAUGACGAAGGUGAUAAUGAUGCCGGCCAGCAGGAUGAUGAAGACGCUCGACUAGAAAGCAUCAUUGGAGUUACCAAGGCGGAAGCAAUGAUUCUCGCUCCGGCGUUUACCGAUUACUACACUGAAUGGUAUAAGAUAUUCGGUGCGAUCGAAAAACAACUUGACAAACUUCUUCCGACAGUGGCAGGUUUCUAUAUGUCAGGCCCUAAAGCGGAAGUAAAGAACAGAAUUAAGACAGCAUUGCAGAAAAUUAUCUGUACUGAUCCGGAAGAGAUCGAUGACAACGAUAUCAGUGCCGAGGCUGAGAGAAUCAGAAAUCUUGAACCGACUGCGAAGAAGAAGCAAUCGCUUAAACGUCCUGGAUGUUAGACUCCUCACGGAAUGGAUACGCAACUAUUAACGAAACUAUUCUAAAAUGUCAUUUUUUUCUUUACCUAAAGUUGGAUUGCUUGUCCAUAAAAGGGAGGCAACCAGCGUUUCUUUGCUUACUGCUCUAACAUUAAAGGGAGUCAACCUAUACCUAAACGAAGACAUCAUUGUUUAGCUGAAAUAAAAAAGGGAGACAACUUAUGAUUUACAGUUUAAAUGUUAAUUUGCUUUAAUUAAUAGAACAACCUAUCGA
Messenger RNA from Ruditapes philippinarum (Manila clam), 1517 nucleotides. RefSeq lists its product as uncharacterized. The coding region runs from base 20 to 1264 and encodes 414 amino acids. The record is from RefSeq and is a predicted model, not a curated record. The transcript has 5 exons. NCBI's taxonomy places the organism in Eukaryota, Metazoa, Mollusca, Bivalvia, Venerida, Veneridae.